Messenger RNA from Diaporthe batatas, 1137 nucleotides. RefSeq names its product translation initiation factor 6. Gene Ontology annotation, biological process: assembly of large subunit precursor of preribosome; cytosolic ribosome assembly; ribosomal subunit export from nucleus. Gene Ontology annotation, molecular function: ribosomal large subunit binding. Gene Ontology annotation, cellular component: preribosome, large subunit precursor; cytosol; nucleolus. The coding region runs from base 272 to 1012 and encodes 246 amino acids. The transcript has 3 exons. NCBI's taxonomy places the organism in Eukaryota, Fungi, Ascomycota, Sordariomycetes, Diaporthales, Diaporthaceae. The record is from RefSeq and is a predicted model, not a curated record.
GCAAGGCUGUGUGGGAAAAAUUGGGGUGCCGCAGUCGAGCUCACCUUGUUGCAUCGAAUUUCGUCAACCCGAGCCACUGCUUGCUUCCCUGUCGACGAUUGCAGAUAAAGGUCGACCCUUCCCGGCCGCCCCAAAAAUUCUCUAUCAGCAACGCCGCAAAGCAACUCUGCAAAGCACUAACCGCCUCUACUUUUCGCCUCUACACAUCCCCUACCGCUCCAGGAACUCCUAAAAACAGUAAUUAAAAGGGACCAUACGAGCAACCACAAUCAUGGCGGUGCGAGCACAAUUUGAGAACUCGAACGAGGUCGGGGUCUUCUCUACCCUCACAAACUCCUACGCACUCACGGCCAUCGGCGCGAGCGAGAACUUCUACAGUAUCUUCGAGGCCGAGUUGCAAGAUGUCAUUCCCAUCGUCAGAACCACCAUCGCCGGCACCCGCAUCGUCGGCAGGUUAACAACAGGCAACCGGAAAGGCCUCCUCGUCCCCACCAGCACAACCGACCAAGAACUCCAGCACAUCCGAAAUGCCCUCCCAGACGAGGUAAAAAUCCAGCGGAUAGAGGAGCGUCUGUCGGCGCUAGGCAACGUGAUUGUCGCAAACGACCACAUCGCCCUGGUCCACCCGGACCUGGAGCGUGAGACGGAGGAGAUCAUCGCAGACGUGCUGGGCGUGGAGGUAUUCAGGCAAACGGUGGCAGACAAUGUCCUGGUGGGAUCCUAUAUGGCGCUCUCAAAUCAGGGCGGCCUGGUGCACCCCAAGACGUCGAUAAGCGACCAAGACGAGCUGUCCAGCCUGCUGCAGGUGCCGCUGGUGGCCGGCUCGGUCAACAGAGGUAGCUCUGUGGUGGGCGGUGGCAUGGUGGUGAACGACUGGAUGGCUGUCACAGGGCUAGACACCACCGCGACGGAGCUCAGUGUCAUCGAGAGCGUGUUCAGGCUCGGCGAGGGCGCCGCGCCUGGCAAUAUCAACACCAACAUGAAGGAGACCAUGGUGGAGUCGUUCUACUAGAGGCCUAAGCCGGGGGUUGCUUUCCUGGACAAGAGCCUUGGAGUAAUUCUUUUGAGGCGGUAUAGUCGAGCCUAGUCAGAAAGACCACGGCUCAUACCAUAGCGAUCAAGCUACAUUGUCCAAGA